Gopherus evgoodei (Goodes thornscrub tortoise) is the source of this 2454-nucleotide messenger RNA. It is a transcript of the gene SSTR3, whose product is annotated as somatostatin receptor 3. The record is from RefSeq and is a predicted model, not a curated record. Gene Ontology annotation, molecular function: neuropeptide binding; somatostatin receptor activity. Gene Ontology annotation, cellular component: membrane; neuron projection. Gene Ontology annotation, biological process: neuropeptide signaling pathway. NCBI's taxonomy places the organism in Eukaryota, Metazoa, Chordata, Testudines, Testudinidae. Bases 502 to 1725 code for a protein of 407 amino acids. The transcript is spliced from 2 exons.
UCUCUCUUUCUCUCUCUCAUGCUCGCUCUUCCCCCCACCCCCAGUCUAUGCUGAUUGGCUGGUGGGAUCAUUCCCGGGAGUAACUGACGCGCUUGAUCUACCUAACUCUGUCCGCCAAGCCUCCACUUCAGCGGAUGGAGAGCUGGAGAGGGGAGUCCUGGCUCCACUGAGCAGUGCUGGGAGCUGGGUCUGGUCCCUGCAGCAGGCAAGCCCUAGAGACCAGAUGAGAGAGUCUGACCAGGCAGAUGUGGCAGUGCUGGAGGAAGGCAGAAAAGUCCCACCACCUCUGGAGCAGCAGAAGAGGUGAGGGCAGCAGACACCUCUGGAGAAGUGUGACAAGCAAUUCCAGCCUCUUAAGGACUGAAACCACAUGGAGAUUUCAUUGGGAAAUUUUUUUUAAAGGGGAAGAAACAAUAUGACACAUUCUCCUGGUGUGUGGAGGAACAUAUAAAUCCCAUUGACGUCUGAUCCAGUGGGAGAUCGCCCCAUCCUUCCUUUGCCAUGGACUCUCCUGCUUUCACCUCCCCCACUCCUGUGGCUUCGGAGGAGGGGAACAUCUCCACCAGCUGGGCAAGUUCCAUCCUGGGGAACCUAUCCACAACUGCCAGCCCAGGCAUGGAUGUCAGUGGAGUCCUCAUCCCCCUGGUCUACCUCAUUGUCUGCGUGGUUGGGCUGGUUGGGAACUCCCUGGUCAUCUACGUGGUCCUGCGCCACUCGGUGAGCGAAUCGGUGACCAAUGUCUAUAUCCUCAACCUGGCGCUGGCAGAUGAGCUGUUCAUGCUGGGGCUGCCCUUCCUGGCUGCACAGAACGCACUCUCCUACUGGCCCUUCGGCUCCUUCAUGUGCCGCCUGGUGAUGGCCGUGGAUUCCAUAAACCAGUUCACCAGCAUCUUCUGCCUGACUGUGAUGAGCGUCGACCGCUACCUGGCUGUGGUGCACCCAGGGAAAUCGUCAAAGUGGCGGACGGCCCGCGUGGCCAAGGCUGUUAGCGCCACGGUGUGGGUGCUGUCGUCAGUGGUGGUGCUGCCAGUAGUGGUGUUCUCUAAUGUCCCCCUGGGAAUGAGCACCUGCCACAUCCAGUGGCCCGAGCCAGCCUCCAUGUGGAGAGCUGGCUUUAUCAUCUACACGGCCACCCUGGGCUUCUUUGGGCCUCUGCUGGUGAUCUGCCUCUGCUACCUGCUCAUCGUUGUCAAGGUCCGCUCUUCCGGCCGGAGGGUGCGGGCCCUUUCGUCCAAGCGCAAGCGGUCAGAGCGCAGGGUCACGCGCAUGGUGGUGGCUGUGGUGGCCGUCUUCGUGCUCUGCUGGCUUCCCUUCUACGUGCUCAACAUCGUCAAUGUGGUCUGCCCGUUGCCCAAUGAGCCAUCUCUCUUUGGGGUCUACUUCCUCGUCGUGGUGCUCCCCUAUGCCAACAGCUGCGCCAACCCCAUCAUCUAUGGCUUCCUCUCCUACCGGUUCAAGCAGGGCUUCCGCAGGGCCAUCCUGAGGCCAUCCCGCCGGGUGCAGAGCCAGGAUGUGGUGGCACGUCCCCCAGAGAAGACUGAAGAGGAGGAAGAGGAGGAGGAGGAAGCGGAGGACAGCGGGGUCAGCAAGAUUGCCCAGAAUGGCAAUGGUCGACAGGAGUGUGCCCUGACCAGUGGAGCUGCAGGAGGCAGUGAGCAGAAGCCGCUCCCAGAGGAUCCCGGGAGCUGUGAUAAACCCAAUGCACUGCACAUCAGUUAUUUGUAGUGAAUGGAAGGGGGAGGCGCUGUCCCACUAUCUCCUGGACACUACAGUCUGUAUCUAUGGGGGGUUGUGGACUGCAAGGCAGCCAGGUCCAAGGCUCCACUUGGAGAUGGGCGAGUUCGAGGAGUGUCUGGAAGGGCAGAGCACCUCCUGUGACUUCAGCAAUCCUGUGGGAAGGGCUGGGCGACAGUAUCUGGGUUGGGCUCGGAAGGGGAACUGGAUAAGGGCAGAGGGGGUGCAGAGAUGCAGAAAGGAGUCCAGCACUGAAUCUCCCUACAACCGACAAACAGUAUUAUGAGUGGUUGCUAAUUACUCUAGUGCCCUCGUCAGGUGCCCAAGCUGUCCCAGUGUCCAUGGGAACCAGACACUCUGGGGCAGGAUCAUGGGGACAUUUCCCCCCCGCCACCAACAAACACAUACAGCCUGCCCCUAGGGCUGUUCUCGCCACACCUCCAGCUGCUCUAGUGUCUCUUGGGGACAGCUCCCCACCUCCUGUGCCACCCGAUAUUAUCUCAACUGCAUGGAAUGCCCUGAUCCUUUAAAGGGUUCUCAUGUCCCACCUGCAGACUGGUCUCAUAGGGCUGGUUCAGGACAGUGGGACAGAGUAUGAGACACACCCUUCCUCACCUCUAAAUCCCAGGGUUUCAUGGUGGUAUUGGUGGGUACCUGGUGGGUGACUGAAGAAGACCAAAACACCAUGGGCUAGGGGCAGGGCUUUCUGCAAGCUGUAAU